AGAGCUGAGCCGGUUAUAUGCGUUGUUUAUUAUUUUGCGAGUUCAGGCAUUUUCAUUUUAAAUGAUUCUGGCUAUUUCUUACUAGUACAUUAGAUCCACAGUUAUUGAAAAGUAGAUUAGUGCCAUUGCCGCCAUGUAUCACUGUGGAAUGCGUCAAUUGGAAGAAAGGCAUGUGGCCAACCAAGUUGAUCUUAUGGUUUGGAGCAACAGACUUGAUUUGUUAGCGUUAAGUAACAUCAAAGGAGAAGUGCAAGUACAUAGACUUAUAAGUUGGCAAAAAGUGUGGACAUUAUCUCCACCUAAAGAAAAUGUUACUGUACAAGCUUUGGCUUGGAGGCCCGAUGGAAAGGCAUUAGCAGUUGGCUACAGUUCGGGCAGCAUCCACAUAGUGGACAUAGAAGACAAGGAAAUCCUCGACAAGUAUGAUUUGGAGCAGGAGCCUUCGGAAGAGUUUGAAGACUCAAAGCAUUAUGGAAUCACUUGCAUCACAUGGGCAGUCAGAGCUAGUACUCUGGAAAGUGCAACAGAGUAUAAUAUCUAUGAUGAUGCAUCAAUAUUUCUCCAAAAAACACCAUCCCUUAGCAGUGGUUAUAAAAAUCAGGCAUCUGAGGAUAAUGUUAAGGACAUCAAAGAAAUGCAGGAGCAGACCCAACUCAAUAUGCUGCUGGUUGGCUACGGCACUGGACACAUCUACAUGAGUGUAUUUGGCAGAUACCCAUAUGGAACUAUCCAUCUCACCCAAAUUGCAAAAGACGAAUUUGGAGAGUUCAAAGUAUUAGACAUAAAUCUUUCAGAAGAUUUUAGUAUGAUGCAAGUAUUUUACUUAGACAGAGCUACGAACAACCUGUAUGUAGCACUUAUCAACACAAGUGUGUUGUCGGCCUAUGCAGAGGAGAUAUUUGUUGUGGCAAAUAAACACAGCCAACUGACUCAGUUGAUGUCUCAUCUUGAUCAGACAAUGAUAUCUAUUACUGAAGCUUGGGAGCACAUUUUAUUGGAAAUGGAUACAAAAAUGGCGUACUAUGCGGCAUCUGUCCCGGAGGGCGGAGUGUCUGCGGAUCUACUAGAGCUACUUAUGUUAGGUGUUCCCUCCGAUCAGCUGGAGUUGUUUCUGCUGAAAGAAUUAACAGCAAAAGGUUUAAAAAAGUUAGGGAGCUCAGUUGAACUGAGUUAUUCUACAAUUCAGAAACUUGUCCUCAAGCAAUUGAACAUUGUUGGACAAAGCCUAACAUACUACCUGGCUGAACUUAGAGGCUUGGCAAGGAUACCAGAUCGAUAUAAGAUACUCGGCCUCGAGGAAGCCACUGUGACCGAAGCCAUCCGCGCGUGCUGCGCCUUCCUGAACAAGAGCCUAGAGCUACAGCAAGUGAUCGACAUCUCCAUGCGCCACUACAAGGCUUUCUUCCGGUGGCUCUUCGUCGUCAUCGCGAGAUUGCUAGAUGAACAAACGCCCAGCGAAAUCGUUAAAAUAACUCAGCAAGAACACACGCAUCUUGCAGAGUUUUUGUACAAUUUCGAUAAUGUUCAAGUGGAAGGGAGCGAAACUGUGUCCGAAAAGCCAGUGAAGUUCAAUUUGGAAAGGCUCGGGCAAUACCUUCAGGACCAAGAUUUAACUAUAUUAACUGAUAACGAUGAUAACCCCUGGCAUAAGUUUCUUGCAGAAAAUGCAUGCUUGAUGAAAGAUAACGAGACCAUUUUCUCUAUGUCUGAAUUUCGAAAGUUCUCCCUAGUGCAACAACAAACGUUUUUGAAAAAAGCCAUCAAUAAAGUGUUCGACGUCACCGAUAAAGAUACCGGAAAACACUUUUCAGUUCUGUACAAUCUGAAGUGUUAUGAAGAUAAAUCAAGUUCGUAUACUAAGAAUAAUCUACGGGUAUCUCAAAUGUUUGAUCCGGCUCAGCAAAGAUUUAUGAUGGCGUUUACAAACAACGCAAACGGAAGUGAUGGAAUUUGUUUCAUGUCGGUGGCUAUCAAGGAGAAAUCUUGCAACGCUUCAGCUAUCAAAUAUUACAUUACAUCCGGUUUGAUACGGGACUUAAACAAGGAACAGUUUGACGAGGAAAAUGUAGCCGUACUGGACUUGCAGUUUUACUCAGCAGAGUACUUGUCGAUGUUGAUACGGCACCCGUGCAGCAGUGAAAGUACGAUAUUUGUGCAGUUGCCACUAAAAAUAGCGUUGGAUAAUGCCAACGAAUUCAAUGUUAAAACGAAGUCCUGUAUAUUUAAUGAAAAAAUAUCUCGAAGAAACAUCACGUCUCUGUUAGAUCAGGGCAUUUACACCGUGCUGGAUAAAAUGGAUGGUUUUAGAAUAGCGGUGUCGGGCGGGCGCCGGGUGGCCGUGGUGGUGUCCGCGAGCCGCAGGAAGGUCAGAGUGUUCGAGAUGGAGGCCGACGCAGACGACGACGAUGACACUCUGGACUCGACGCAACACUCGCUCGAGGCAACUAACGACUCAUACAUACAGAAGUGAUCAAUGAUUUUAUUUAAUAACAUGUCACUGAUAUUUCUUUGUCCAGUCUAUUAAAUUGAAUUUUGAGGUCUUGUCACAGGGAUGAUAGUGUGAGAUCCCUCUUGACAUUAAUAUUCAGUGGCUCAGAACAGAAUACAAUUUAAAUUAGCAAUUUGGUUACCACAAGUUUGGGAACAAAUCAAAUUAUUUUAUUAAAUAUUUUGAUUUGUGUUUUUUAAGUAGUCACACUACUAUAUAUAAAUUAAAAACUGUAAUAGAUGUCUCAUAUAUUAAAGAAAAAAAAAAAAAACCACCAGCACCAGCACCAGUCUCUCUCGCUACAACGUAAAUCCGUAAGGAGUUCGUUUAGGAGGUGCAAGCGCACACUGCUUGCCCUUAGAGCUGGUCAAAGACGCCUAGUUUUACUAAGAUGGCAUAUAGUCGAGAAAUUCGGACGGGCACCGCCGUGGCGGGGUGGCCUAGAGGUUCAUGGCGUUAGCCGCGAUAGCUAAAGACGCCGGUUCGAAUCCGGCCUUCACCACUUCUUCUUCACUUUUUCUUUAAUAUACAGACAUCUAUUACAGUUUUUAAUUUGUUUACCAAUUAAAGAUACCUAUUCAUGGCCUAGGUGUCCGUAAUUUGUUGGCACACUGCAUUCUUCUAGGUUGGUUUUUCAAUAUUCAAUAUUCAUUCCAUGAUAUGAAAAAAAAAGUGCAUUCACCAAUCUAGUCAUAGCAUAAAUAAAAUAAUAAAGACUACUAUAUACUUA
Cydia strobilella is the source of this 3218-nucleotide messenger RNA. RefSeq names its product anaphase-promoting complex subunit 4 (gene APC4). Gene Ontology annotation, molecular function: protein binding. The record is from RefSeq and is a predicted model, not a curated record. Gene Ontology annotation, cellular component: anaphase-promoting complex; nuclear periphery. The transcript is spliced from 6 exons. Bases 134 to 2470 code for a protein of 778 amino acids. Gene Ontology annotation, biological process: protein K11-linked ubiquitination; anaphase-promoting complex-dependent catabolic process. Lineage: Eukaryota; Metazoa; Arthropoda; Insecta; Lepidoptera; Tortricidae.